Molecule: messenger RNA, 3047 nt
Organism: Aricia agestis (brown argus)
Lineage: Eukaryota; Metazoa; Arthropoda; Insecta; Lepidoptera; Lycaenidae
Gene: Oatp26F
Product: solute carrier organic anion transporter family member 4A1
Exons: 14
Coding region: 195-2342 (715 amino acids)
Biological process (GO): transmembrane transport; sodium-independent organic anion transport
Cellular component (GO): membrane
Molecular function (GO): protein binding
Source: RefSeq, a predicted model, not a curated record
GACAGGUGAAAUAGUGCACGUUCCGAACGUAUUCAAAAUUCGAAUUCUACUCGCGCGCAAUAUACUUUUACUUUUGCCUAUUUCGUUACAUAAUCUGUGUCACAAUAAAGUCUGUGGUUGUGUGUUUUGUGUUGUGGAGUGCAGUGUUUUAUGGAUUGACCCACAAAAAUGACACAGUAAUUAAAAAACACGUGAUGUCUGCGGAGGUGUCCGGGGGGUGUGUGAACAAGGGGUUCGAGGGUGUCGACGACGGCUUCCACACCAUAGACCUUCGCACCCGCACCGAUGAUGCCAGGGUGGAGCCCGGAGAGCUGCGGUGCGGGUGGGGCGCGCUGCGGCCGGGCUGGCUGCAGCGGUUCCGCACCGCCAAGUGGGCGCUGUUCUGGCUGUGCUGGGCCGGCGCCAUACAAGGUAUGGUGGUGAACGGUUUCGUGAACGUGGUGAUCACCACCAUCGAGAAGCGAUUCGGCCUCCGCUCCAUGCAGACCGGCGUCAUAGCGGGCGGCUACGACAUGGCGUCCUUCGCGUGCUUAGCUCCUGUAACCUACCUGGGCGGUAGAGCCGGCUCCUCCAAGCCGCGCUGGCUGGGCUGGGGGGUGCUGCUGAUGGGCACUGGCUCCCUGCUGUUCUCGCUGCCCCACUUCCUGGUGCCAGUCUACAAGGUGGCGGGGGAGGAGCCCGACGACCUGUGCGUGAUGAAUCGGACUUCGCCUGCUCUCGACUGCGACGGCGGCAGGAGCUCCGAGGGUGGCGGAUGGGCGGUGGCCAUCUUCGUGCUGGCUCAGCUGCUGCACGGCGCCGGUGCUACCCCGCUCUUCACACUUGGCGUCACCUAUAUAGAUGAGAAUGUCACGAAGAAGAUGUCUUCGGUGUAUCUGGGUGUGUACUACACGAUGGCGGUAGUGGGUCCAGCGCUGGGAUACGUGGUGGGCGGACAGAUGCUCAAGAUAUACACAGACUUCGCCACUGUCGAUGCUACGUCGUUGGGCAUAACCCCGCUGAGCUCGUCGUGGAUCGGCGCGUGGUGGGUGGGGUUCCUGCUGUCGGCGCUGCUGUGUCUAGUGGUGGCGGUGCCGCUGCUCGCCUUCCCCUAUGAGCUGCCAGGUGCUGAAGAAAUCCGCAACUCCAAAGUAUCGGAAGCACACGAGGGGUCAGCGUCUAAGUCAGCCGCUUUCAACGCUUUGAAAGAGCUGCCGAAAGCCGCUGCAGCUCUGUUCAAAAACCCGACCUUCAUGUUCCUCAACCUGGCCGGCGCGAGCGAGGGCAUGCUGAUCUCGGGGUUCGCGGCGUUCCUGCCCAAGCUCAUUGAAAACCAGUUCGCUGUCAACGCGUCUUCAGCUGCUCUGUUGUUAGGCGUGAUAACCGUCCCUGCUGGCGGCGGCGGCACCUUCGCCGGCGGCUGGCUGGUCAAGCGCUGGCGUCUCUCAUGCGCUGGCAUCAUCAAGCUGUGUGUGGGCGCGACGCUGCUGGCCGCAGUCUUCUCCUUCUCUUUCGUACUAAGCUGCGACAACGUGCCGUUUGCAGGUGUUACCGUGCCGUAUGAGAGCCCGCCGGUUGUUGGGGGCUCCCCGAUAGAAGCGCUAUGUAACGCCGGUUGCGGGUGCGCGGUUGGCGCUGGUGCGGGCGUAUGCGGCGCGGACGGGCGGGCGUACGCAUCGCCGUGUCUCGCCGCCUGCCGCCGCGCGGAACGUCACGCGCGCCGAACUACGUAUAGAGACUGCGCGUGCGUUAGCGCCUCGCUGCUGCCAAUAUACACCGACCCAGAGACGAACGUGUCGGUGGAGUACGAGGCGGUGGACAGCCCGUGCUCGGGCUCGUGCCCGCACCUGUGGCUGUUCGUGUUUCUGUCCUUCUGCGUGAUGCUCUUCACCUUCACAGCCACCAUGCCCGCGCUGUCUGCCACGCUCAGAUGCGUACGGGAAGACCAGCGGUCCUUCGCACUGGGCAUCCAGUGGAUCCUUGUCCGGCUUUUGGGCACCAUCCCCGCGCCGCUCAUGUUCGGGUUCCUCAUCGACCUGUCCUGCUCGCUGUGGUCUUCCAACUGCGGGACCACAGGUGCCUGUCGACUGUACGACAACAGAUACAUGAGCAGGUACAUGCUAGCGAUCGCCCUAGUCGGCAAGCUCUGUUCUGUGCUCUUCUUUUUCCUGGCGUGGUGGUGCUACCGGCCGCCUAACAACAACGCAGUGGCUCCCGCGCUGGUGUUGCACGACAAGACCAACAUCACAACUGUCAACACUGUCAGCGCUGCUGUCAACGGCGUCAACGGCAACGGCCUCGUCAACGGCGCUGACGCCAAUGGAUACUGCAACGCAGCUUUAGAGUGCAGCGACCAUUUAUAAUUUUUGUGAGAAACAGCAAGCACGCGCACAUUUUGUUACAUGUUCUGAGAAGUAGGACGGGCCGUAUUUACGUCGGCAGAAAAAGGCAAUGUUGUAACAUCACUCAGCAGAGAAUUGCUCAUUUAUUGUACCCACAUUGGUAUAAUAAUAUAAUAAAUAGAGAUCAGCCAAUGACGACACCUUGAUGCCAAUUCGUAUCGACAUAAUGCUCAGGUGAGAUAAAAAUCCAAAAUUGUAGUAGGUACCUAAUAUUAUGGUUACCAUACAAGUAAAUUGUGUUACUGUUCGCUAUAAUAUUAACACCAUAGUCACAAGAAUGAUGUUUUAUACAUUGUAAUAUUAACUUAAUAAAGAAAAUGAUGCACAUUCAACAUCCUAUUGAAAAGUUUUUAAGUUCCGGUCAAUGUAUGUGUAAGUAGAGUAUACCCAUACUAAUAAAAAAAAUAUAUAAACGGGUAGGUUAUGCAUAUCUACAAGAAUUUGUUGGAGGAUCAUGAUUCAUGGAUGAUAUUUGUCUUGGUUUCGAAACAACUGCCACUCAAAAUAACCCAAAAGCCGCUUGCAAAAUGAUGCUGAUUGAUUUUAAAAAGAGAGAGAUAUAAAACAGAUGUCACGCAAGUGUGAAGUGACAAACCAAAAAUCUAUGAUUAGUGCGAUUGCAGGUGAUUAGUGAUUACGAUAAUAUAAAGAACUUGCACUAAUCAG